AUCAUCGUCCAUCGUCGUUCUUCGCAAAGCCGGAGUGUGAAGUAAAGGCACGAGGUGUGACGGAGUGUCACGCGCUGUUGGAACAAGUGGAUCUGAGCUACGGCCAAGCCGGGGGCAUCAUGGAUUACUCGUAUCUGAAUCAGGCCGCGGCCGCGGCGGCCGCCGGUUUCGAAGCGUCCAGCUGCGCCCUGGCCGCCGGCGAGAUGCAGUGCAGUUACGGCGACCUGAGCUCGUGCUCGCAGAUGAGCCAGGCGGCCUACCGCUACACCGCGGCGCGGGCCGCCGGAUAUCCGGGUAACGCGGCCGUCGCCGCCGGCGCCACGUCCGGCGGCACACCGUUGGCGGCCCAUCACACUACGCACCCCCACGCCCACGCGCACCACGGGGCCCACUCGACCCCGUGCUCCGUGAUGGCCGCCAGGUCCCAAGAAGUCCACCGCCAUGCCGCGUCCAUUUUUCCGUCAGCCAUCAAUCUUCAGAGUGGUUUGGGGUAUAAGGCUUAUUCGGGACAUGACGGUCUCGCGGAGAAGAGAAAACAACGUCGGAUACGAACAACGUUUACAUCAGCGCAGUUGAAAGAGUUGGAACGCGCGUUCCAGGAAACGCAUUAUCCGGACAUCUAUACUAGAGAAGAAAUCGCUAUGAAGAUUGAUCUGACUGAAGCUAGAGUGCAGGUGUGGUUCCAGAACCGGCGCGCAAAGUUCAGGAAGCAGGAGAGGCUGGCCCAGCAGAAGUCCACGUCGCAGAGCGGCAUCGGAGCUGACAGUGGCGCGUCCAGUCCGGUAACCGGCACCGUGAAGGCUGAAGGACGUUCACCCAGGAGUCCGGCGACGCCGCCUGGGGGCUCGAACAGUGUGCUGUCUUCGAACGAGAUCAAGCCGAUCACCAAUCAGAGCCUGUUGAACGUGAAGCACACCGUGGAUGGCGAUGGCGGCUCGCCCAAUGCCCGAGGAAGCAACAGCGGCAUCGGCAGCGGCACCUGGGGUUCUUGCAGUCCCAGGCCCUUCUCGGCGGCUCUGCCGCCCUAUCUGCUGGACCCGCUACCCCUGAAAACCGCGAACCUCUACUAAACCGUCUCUCGCCCGUCAUCAGCUACCUGACGGAGAGUGUAAAUACAGAGAACCGCCCCGCUCGCGGAGCACAGAGACGACGCGCUGUUCAGAGAGUGGUGAGCGUCCUAGCGUUUUUCCGGGAUCCCGUUUUUCCGGGACCUUGUUUUUCCAGAGCACGUUCCCCGCGCUUGUGAGCCCAUCGGCGCGUCCGGCGUCUGUUCAUCACGGACUCGUUACUCAAAGGAUUUCGGUAAAUGUGGAUGCACCCUUGAUAUUUUUGACAAAGGUACUUUUAGGCAGUCGGAAUAACGGACAGAACACAGUUCGCUUUGAGGCAACGUCUGCUGACUUCUGAUGUAUUCUUGAACUUGUGCGCACGCUAGCUGGCACGUUCAAGCGACUCGAACGUCAAUCAAGUCACUAGAAUCAAGAUAGAAAUAAUUUAGCAGAUCUUAAAUGGCACGAUGAUUCAGAUGUCAAUCAGGCAUGAUACCAUUUUCUUAAGUUUGAUAUAAUUCGAUUCAAGCUUGAAGUUUGACUAAAAUCUUGAACGGUUGCGUUACGUAGUACGUUUAUCUUGCAUUUCUGUGAUCAAUUUAUGUAUAAACGUAAGCAAUGUAGGUUUCCUUGGCAAUAUUUUUCUUAUUCUUCUGUUCCAGUGUACAAGUACCGAAGUAUUUUUAUAGAUCAUAGAUAUAUUAUGUUGUAUUAUGUAUGUGUGAAAUAUUAUUCUUGUUAACGCAGACACAUUGUAUUGCUUAGCAAAGUAUUUUCAAAGAAGUUACAACUUGGGAAACGCUGCUUUAAAGCAUCAAUACCCGACACUAGCUGAGACUACUAAUUUCAAGUGAAUGAAAGUGAUAUGAAAUGAUAUGAAUGGAAUUAAAUUCGGAUUCGCACUCCGAUUAAUAUCGGCAAUAAUAGAGUUGCAAGAGCAUUCACUUCACUCAUUUAGACGAAAGCUUUGAUGUUCCCGAGGAAUACAGCGAAACAGUAUCAAAGUCAUAUCGAUUCACUGAAUAUAUCCGAUUCGUGCAAACGUAGACAGCCUCAUAUUUUUGGAAACUCUAACUCUCUCGGUGAAAAAUAUCAAAUCUGCUUCAAAAAUAAAUAAUGAAAAUACUCUCGAAAUAACAAUGAAGGAAUCGAAUGAAAGAAAGGAAGUUUCUUUAUGAAAACUAAUUCAUAUACACAUAUAGUUUAAUUCAUAUAUUUUUAUUUAUCAUGAAUAAAUUAUUUCUCUACAAAUUUAAUGAGAUAAUAAUUUUGAAUUUAAUUGAUCCAUUUUUGCAGAUAAAUGUGAAGCUACCGUGAUCAUUAAUUCAACUGCAAAAUCAUUCAGCACAAUCUUUUGAAGUAUUCUAAAUGUUAUACUACGUUAUCGUUCCCAUAUAUUGUUUUUCAUUAUUAUUACAAUUACGAAUAAAAGGAGGAUGAGCUUUAUAUUCGAAGCGAUAACACUAACCCUCGCGGAACGUUAAAGUCUCGUUUCUAGGAUGUGCUUCUCAUCUCUAUUAUUUUCCACCGACAAUGCCGAGAUAGGAUUAAUAAGGAACGCAGCGUAGAAUAGUAUCUAUUAAAGUACUAUUAAUCUCGCUAGUAUCUUACCUUGACUUAACUUGAUACUUAGUUUGCCAGGUUUGAUUUACGUGCAGAAAGAUAUGCGCAAGUUUCGUACGAUAUUUGUUGUAUAACAAGUAGCGGAACACAUAACGACAAAUGCACAUAUUUCCACAAUAAAAUUCUUGACGCAAAUACCGAGUGUGCACCGAUCUCAUACUGCGAGCUGAUUUCAAUGACCUAUCGGACAGCUAAGCGAUUAAAUAUUAGAGCAGUGAUCAAUAAACCAAAAAAAGAUAAGAGCGAAAUAUCUUGCUGGAUGUCCAAGUAAAAGCGACUCUCGAUAUAUGAAAAAUAAUAUAUUUAUACGUUCAUAAUUUCGGCAUAUCAAGAAAGAGACAAAAUUAAUGUUAAUUCUCUAGGACUGAAAGACUUAUGUAAGAUUAGCUGAAAUAUUAGCUAAAAUGUGUGUAUAAACUGUUUGUCCAUAUUAUAAAGAUAGCUAUAUUAAUCCAAAGGAUUUCUACAAGACAAAUUGGUAGAUCAAAGCGCUAAAUUCAACUAACAAGAUUAUCGAUUCAAUGAAUUAUUAAUACUCAUUUUUAUUAUUACACUUCUUUUACGAUUCGUUGAUUAAUCUUCAAGAAUGACAAAAGCAAAUUUCGAUUGACGUGAAGAAUUAGGUGGAUGAAUACUUUAUGUAGAAAAAUUUUUAUAUCGAGGAUCGCUGGAGCACGAGAUGAUUAAUCCGCGUUAAUUCGCAGAGGGGGAGAAUUCCUCUCCUUAAGAAGUCCUUAAGAUAAAUACUCACAUACCGUCCUGUAUGUCUCGUACCAAGAAGAGCGAAGGUACCUGUCUUAUCACAAUAUAUACGAUGGACAAUUUCGACGACGGUUAACUCGUUCGUCAUGCGCCGAUUACGAGCGCACUUUAUUCUGCGUAUGUAUAGUUUAUCGAUUACGACUGAAUCUAUUUUAUAGUGAGAUGUAUAAAUGUACAUUAGUUAAGGCGAAGGUAUGUAUAGUUCACCCGAAAGUAUUUUUUCUUUCUCUCUCUCACGAGUCUCGUCAAAUUCGCCGUAAUCUUUAGAGGACCAACGAUCGAAUAUGUGUGUCGUAGCCGUUAUUAUAUAUUAAUGUUAUUAUUGGUGAUUUUACGUUUUGCUAGACUAAACGUACUUGAAAUCAUCAUUCUCCUUGCAGUCCCUUUAUAAAAAAUGCUUGUUAAGUUCCAAUACAAUAAGGUAUCAAAACGAGAUUAUUUAGAACAUUAAAAAGAGAAGAAAUCGAUGUGUCUAAUGUUUAACAAAUAAAAAUUUAUUCAUUGAAUUGCGACGGAAAAUCUGAAAAACGCGUAUCGCGAUAUGAUAUUCCGCGGAGGAAUAAGGGCGUUUGUCCUCUGAAAGUUAACGGCAAUAGCGUGCGGUAAUUUCUAUCGUAUCCUGAGGCGAUUCAUAUCCCAGUUCGAUAACGAAUGUGAUUUUUUAACGAGACACUUUUACAAUACUGCGUAUUACUGUGGCGUGUAGCGAGCCGCACCACUCGCUCUCGUCUCCGCGAAGGACGGAUUAUCGAUUACGCUGACGGCGACGAAAGGGGAAAGGCUCGUCUCCCCGUAAGCCAGGAAGCGUUCGUGAAACUCUGAACAGCUUCGUUGCUCCCGCCAUUAUUGUUAAGAUUAACGAAUGGUAAUUAUCGAUAUGUGUGAACCGGAACUUGUACAGUUGUUGCUAUAAAUAUAUGAAAUUAGUGUUUUACACCAUACUCAUACUCAAUCUCUCCAUUAAUUGUUACUAGCCGGAUCUGCUCAUGGCGAUUUCCAUCAAAUUGUUUUCUUUGAGAUGCUAUUAUUCGUCCUGAACGACAAUAACAGUCAAUGUUACAUAGCCAAUUAUUAAUCUAUCAUUUAUGUUUGAGAUAUUUCGAUUUAUGUUUAAAUAUUGCGUUCCGUUAUUUUCUAUUAAUAAAUUUAAUAAAAGUAAAGGGUUUUUUAAUAUUUGAUGCCAUCCAUAUUAUUAUUGCGAGAUGUAAUAUGUUACAAAAGGCAUGAUAAAAUGCACGUAUAUUAAAACAACGAAUAUCGUGAAUUGAUUAGUUAUAUGUUUGUUUUUUCGGGUAAAGAAAAUUGUCCAGACUUUCAAGUACACAUUUAUUGAAAAUUAUAAUUAUUAAAUUAGUUUCUCGUCUUAGUCGUCGAUUACAUCGUUGCUGCUGGUCGUAGCCCGGUUUUAAAAAUUUUUAUUCACAUUCAUCCAUUUAUAUCCGCGGAUAUCCGCUGCAAUCGAUGUCAGGUGAUGAAUUAUUACGCUGUAAGUAUCAAAACCUCUUUAUUCGAAAGUUAAA
This is a messenger RNA of Ooceraea biroi (clonal raider ant), 4954 nucleotides long. RefSeq names its product paired mesoderm homeobox protein 2A. Lineage: Eukaryota; Metazoa; Arthropoda; Insecta; Hymenoptera; Formicidae. Gene Ontology annotation, biological process: regulation of transcription by RNA polymerase II. The record is from RefSeq and is a predicted model, not a curated record. Gene Ontology annotation, molecular function: DNA-binding transcription factor activity, RNA polymerase II-specific; RNA polymerase II transcription regulatory region sequence-specific DNA binding.